Molecule: messenger RNA, 3354 nt
Organism: Mycena citricolor
Lineage: Eukaryota; Fungi; Basidiomycota; Agaricomycetes; Agaricales; Mycenaceae
Source: the annotation of a GenBank genome assembly
AUGCCCGUUUAUGAAGUCUUUUAUUGUGAGCUGUGCAAGGCCGACGUCCCUCUGGACGGGACCACCGAAAAGAAACAUCGCCGCAUAUUCCAUCAAGCUCAGGUCUCAGCCAAGUUCCCGGACGACGUGCAGGCCUUGCUUUUCAAUCGCAACGAAGCGGGCGUUUUCUCGUGCACUCGCUGUGCAUUCAUCCAUCCCAACGCUCAAACCUUCGGGGACCACGUGCGUCGUCCUGGAAGAUGCCCGGCCCGUCUCAGCGACAACGGGGCAAUCGCUGACACAGAUGCCCUGCGUUCUGCGCACUUCAGCAUGACUGAGCAUGCAGUCGAAGUGUCUGCCACCCCUCCGUCUCCAUUCACACCUGGUCAAACGGUCGGGGACACGCGGUCUCCCUCGACGACAUCAACCUCUACAAACGAAGCUGUGUCAACCGAUCCGCCAGAGGGUUUGUCUAUCCCUCCAUGCACUCCGCCGCCAGGCGAGCCACCCAUUCCGCACAGUCAGCCACCCUUGAAAACAUCGCUUGGCGUGGUGCUCGGCGCGGACACGAUCACCGAAGAUGCUGAGCACGAUCUUGCUCGCUUCAAUCUCGUAAUCAAUACUGCGUUCAGGCUAGUCAUAUGCCUGUCAUGCGGCAAAGCCGUGUCUCCGCAUCGCUUGGGCAGACACCUCGUGGAGCACUGGACGGGAAUAAAUGUCCCUAAAAACCUGGGCGCGGAGCUACAGCUCAAAUACGACCUCAUCGAGCCGGCCGAUUGGAUCCAUCCCACCUCACUCACAAGUCCUAUCUAUGGGCUCUCUGUUUCGCCGCAGGAACUGCACUUUUGUGGACACUGCUAUCACGGCUUUGCGACGGAAGCGCUCAGGGUCAAUCACCAGUACCGCCCCCAGUGUGGUCUAGCCCCUGGCGCUGCGAAAACCUCAUUCCGGGCGCUGGGGCAGUCCGUUGGCUUUAACGCCCGUGGUUUCUUCCCUGUUGACUCAUCACUGCUUGUUCCACGUGUCACACCUGAACCCUCGCGGAUCUUUACGGCGCUUCCGCGACCCGACUACGCCCAACUGCCCAUCUCCAAGCCACACAAUGCCAACGACUUGGACCUGCUAUUCAAGAACGAAGAAUUUUACUCCCUCGUUGAGCACCUCACGCCGGCACAAUUGAACGAGACCAUAUCCAUUCCCACGAAGACACCCGCGCAGCGCUUACUCCGACAACGAAUGGACAGCGCAUGUAAGGCAUACUGUGUGCGCAUUCAUCACACAGUAAAACAGUCGUCUUCUGCCCUGCUCAAGUUGAUGGCGCAGCUCACUGCAGAUUCGUCCCGCGAAGAAUUGCGGCCGCUGGAGCUCAAGAGUGUUGAUGAGUACGCCCUGGCCCUUUCGCGCCUGCUGACGACUAUGUUGCGGUGUGCCAACAACGAUCCCCUCCCUCUGGAAUUCCCACUCAGCGCAAAUCAACGAGUAGCGCUGGCGGCGUUGGGCAACGUCCUCACUCAAGACGCGCCCCCUGCCGAAUCCGCGUCUGAUGGUGCUGUCCAUCAGGCUGCAUUUGUGAUGUUUGCUCACCACAAGGCUCACGGCGGCCUUGAUCACUGGGUACUCCCUGUCAACCGCUACCUCGUCGCGUCGUGUAUGGGCAAGACUACCUGGCUCAGGGCCAACGACAUCACCCGGACCUGUGCCAAGUUACAGUGGAUCAAUCGGGGCGUAAUGUUGCGUGAGAUGCACAUCCAGAUGCCGGCGCAGAAAUUGAGCUCGGAGGAGGCGUAUGGACUCGUUCGUCGCUAUGUUACGGCCAACUCGGACACGCCAUGCGCUUUCAUCUACGACAUACACCACACUGUCAAGAAGAUUCGUGAUGAAUACAACGACGCAGACGUCCAAAUGGAAAACGAGGCAAACACUCAGCUCAUCUUCAAUGGCAAUCGCAUCCACCUGCACCAAUUCCGCCACCUGCUUCAGAAGCUAGACGCGCAGUACCGCCGGAUUCUCGAGGAAGAUGUCUUCUUUAGGAAGGGCAUCCCAACCUCUUGCUUCCCUCCCUUCGAGAUCGAGACGCUCACAGACCGGCCGCAAAACUUUGCCCCGGGCUUUUGUUUCCUCGACAUUCCGACAAACGGCUUCGAGGCGUGGGGGGAGCUGUACCCGCAAUGGCUCAUGUCUCACGACGACCUGGCCGAUCGCUUCACGUACGUCGUGGGAGAAUGCUUGCACUGGAAGCUGGGUCCCUGCCACAAGCUACUAGGCACACUCGAGCGUCUUCGCAUGAUCUUGGCUGUCCGGACCCUUGUGUCCUGUGGCCCAUCUGUCCGUGCGACCGAAUUUGCCAGUCAGUCGCUGCGUAACGUCGCUGGCGGUACCAUCCGGAACGUGAUCUUGCUCUACCAUGCGCUUUGCCUGAUAGCCGUGCUAGAGAAGAAUAGCAUGCAAUUCUCCCGCAAGCACUGUAUUCCGCACUGCCCGGUCAAAUCCGUCGCCAAAGACCUGAUCUGGAAUCUCACCAUCUUUCGCCCUCUCGAGCGCCGAUUGAUCUCGACCUUCAAAGGCCAUGCGGACGCUGAACGCUACUACACGUCCCUCUGGCCUGGCGUGCAGCGCGACUUCACCGGCGAGGAGAUUAGUAGCAGCCUUGGGGAUUGGACUGAAACUGGGCUGGGAUGCCGACUGCAGAUACUGGACUACAGGAAGGUGGUCAGCGCGUUUUGCCGCCAUAUAAUCGACCCAUUCCUUUCCAAAUCUAUUGGCGACUCUUUCUUCGAUGAGCUGCAGAACCAUUCCACGCAAAUGGGAUAUAUGCGGUACGGUGUCGACACAUCCACCUGGCUGCGCACGGGCGAAUGCACCUCGAGUCUGACUGUAGCCGCCAUUAAACAGGCUGUCCUUGAAAGCCUCCACUCAACGCCACUCAUCUCGAAGGCGGAGCUAGAAGAGCCGCUCACGGAUAUCAUCUCAUCCCUCGCCGCGCUUUGGUUUCCUAAACCGCCAACUGCGCCUAUUGCAAACUCGCUUAGUCCCAUCUCAUCGCAUGCCACGUGGACUUGCGCAGCGCAGGCUGAGCUACUCGAGUGCAUGCGUAUGAAAAAGCGCCACAUCCUGGCUAUAUUGUCGUGCAAUUCGGGCAAGACGACCACCAUACUAUUGCAAUCCAAAAUCUUCGACGUCGGCUGCUCCACCGUCUUCAUACUGCCUGUCAGCGUUGGCAAAUGGAAUCCAUCCCACGCAAGUUUCAAUGGAGAUUUCGACGUUCUGUACGUGGCUGUCGAGCAGAUUACAGAUGAGUUGAUGAACUUCUUACGCGGUCUCAUUGCCAUGCGCAAGCUCGCCAGCUUCGUCUCGAUGAGGCGCACAUGGCGCUAA